AAGGUCAUGCGCAGAACGGUAUACGCAAGGAUCGCCCCUCAGCGAAGGAAAGGAAAAGAGGAAAUUGUAUGUAAUUUUUGCUUGCGGAACCUGCAGCAAAGCUAGCCAUUUAAGCCUUCAUUAUAUUUACAGCUUAUGCACUAUAAAGUAUUUGGCAAUUUCACCAGAAUCGAGGACUUCAGAUGCAUCCCAGAUUAACCAGGCAGGAACAGGCCAGAGUGGAAAGCUAAGGAGCUGUCAAUCAGGUUGUAGGCCCAAAUCUGAGCCAAUCAAGAAACUGGACAUUGCCAGAAUUGAGUAGACGUUCUCCGUAAGAACUCUGGAUCUUUUAAAUCAGUUGAAAGAGAGAAGGAAAUGGGAGACUCCAUGAACUCAUAUAGUUGGUACCAUGGGAAGGUUUCCAGAAACGAGUGUGAACAACUUUUGAAUCAGAGGGAUCGCCCAGGCCUGUUCCUUGUCAGGGAUAGCAACACAAUUCAAGGAGACUAUGUCUUGUCUGUCAGGGAAGUGGGCAAAGUGAGUCAUUAUAUUAUCAAUUUUAACCGAGCAAGCAGAGUUUACAAGAUUGGCGAACAAACAUUCGAUGACCUUCCAUCUAUUGUUGAGUUUUAUAAAAAACAUUUUCUGGACUCUACAACUUUGGUUGAGCCUGCAACUAGACCUGGAUUUCAGCCCCCAGGUGGGGGUGGUGGCCAACCCCCAAGACAAGCACCAGUCAAUUCACUCAAAGUUAAAGCAAAAUACAACUUUGUUGGCAGUGAUCUGGAAGACCUUUCAUUUAAAAAGGGUGAUAUAUUAACUAUUUUGAAAAAAGAAGAGGAUGACUGGUGGUUAGCUCGGCAUAGCAAUGGUCAAGAGGGGCUUAUACCUAGACCCUAUGUAGAAGAGAUGCCAGCAGUGGCUAUUGGGCCAAGGAUAACGUCCUAUCCACCUGUACAAGACCGUGCAAUGCCAGAUCGAUAUUCAUCUGGACCUGAUUACAGUCAGCCAAUGGGUACACCCAAUACACGACAACCCCAAGAGCCUUCGAUCCCAGCUCUUCCACCUGGUCCAGUAAUGGCAAGAGCAAUUCAAUCCAGGGACCCAAGCUUCUAUGAUCCCACCGAAUUAAAGUUCCAGAAAGACGAUCGAAUCAGAGUGCUUAGACGCAAUGAAAACGGAAUAUGGGAAGGCGAAAACCUGGAGAAUGGCAACAAAGGACACUUUCCGUUUACGUUUGUGGAAAUACUGAAGGACCAGUCGUGACCAAGAUCGUGGUAAUAAUUCGUUCGUGAGAAAGUUUUGCUUGGCUCUCUGUAGUGCAACGCGUCAAGCAAUAUACCGCCCCUAGCUGAUGAUUACAUUUAAUUUUUUGAUACAGUCAAAACGUAUUUAGAUUACUUCUGUUCCUUCCCGUUUUGAGACUACGUGUUGCAAUCGUAUCAAUUGAAAAGUAAGCUUCAUGCUCCCCCUGUAACCCAUGCUUGGCAUUUAUGGUACCUCCUCUCGUAAAUCCUUGACAGCUUGCCCCUCUCUCCCUACACCCUUGUCCUAACUUAGUUACGAAAAACGUUUUGAGAAAAUCAUUGGACGUUUGUGUUAAAGAUGUUUUUACAGCAGUUUAGUUGUUUACAAGCUGGAGGGUUUUUUAAUGAAGUUCAGAAAAGGCUUUUAUGUGGGUUAUUACGAAAUUAGGGAUCUUCUGAGGGCGUACCAAAGGAUUUACGAUAAUCGAAUGGGGAAUUCUCCAUGCCAGGGGCUAUCUUAACGAAAAAUCUUUUACACAAAAUGCUUCAUCAACUGACUUUUAGUAUGUAUCUACAUGUUAUAUGUUACGUAACGAUGUUCAGUAGUUUUAAAAUUCGAUCUAGGAACAGGACUCGUGAUCCCUAAUAAAAUUUAGCUAAGACUUGCUUAUGAAAGGAAUUUAGCUAUUCCACUAGUGAAGUGGCAAAACUUCUUUGUGACGGUAUAUUUCUAGAAAUAGUUCUUCUCCACACGCCAUCUUUUGAAGGUAACAAUUUUUGUAUCUUUCUUUUAUCUAUAAUUCCUAUGAUAAAGUUAUUUUGUUGCUAUUUGCAAAAUAAAAUCACAUAAUAUCAGCAGUUUUUGAUUCAUGGCUAAGGCUUGUAUCAGGAGUAAUCUUCGAAUAAAGAUUUAUUUUUUAGAUCUUGCCAUUAUGUCCGCACCAUUUAUCUGUGGUGCUUAGAAUCUAUCGGAUAAGAAUAUCAUGGUAUAUCUCUUGGACAAUCUUCACUUUGUUGGGAUUUUAAGAAACAUUUUCCACAAUAAAUAACAGCUUCACCCCCAAAUUAGUCCUAAACUGUCACUUCACUGCCGUAUAUAAAUCGAUUUAAUGUCUUUAUAGAUGCAUCUAUAGUAAAGCUUUUAAACCAUUUGACACAAUUUCCCUUGAUAAAUUAUACCACUGUAGAUUUCGAAGAAAUUUCUAGCCCAGCCAGUUGGAAGUGUGCUAAAAUGAGCUUCCUAUAAUCAAAUGCUGAAAUCAUAUCUCAAAAUAGCUGAGAUGGCAAUGUUUUGAUUUUUGUUCAAAAAAACCUCGCAUCUUUCAAGCUGUGCCUAACAUGACAUGUGUAUCAUAAGAUAAAAGAAAUAGCUAUUCAUCUGAAAACUCGUACACGUGUGAUUUGCAUUUUAUUACAACAUUAGGUGGGAAGCUGGCAGCUGGACAAACAUCUGAUAUUCUCGAUCAUUUUUUUAACAUUGGUGAAUAUUGCAUGAAGUUUUAUUCCUUUGUAAAUCUAAAGACUGUUGAUUGAGCAUUGAACUUUCGAAAGGGAGUUUCAGAAACUGACCAACCCAUUGUUCAAUGAUAAAAUUCAAGGCAAACUUAGUCCAACUCUAGUAAAUCUCAAAGUUCUUGUGACGUCAUGAACAGUUUUUAAUGCAGUUCAAUUUUCUUUAUAAGACACCUUCAAGGAUAUUUUAAAAAGCUGUUAGAGGAGCUCUUGCGCAACAGAGCAUGUGUACUGUAAAUCACAUCUUUAAACCUUUCCCAGAUAUUGAUGUGCAAAAAAAUGAAAGUUCUUGAACUAUUAAUUGAACAAGCUGUAUUGAUGAUUAAUGAAAUGAUAGGUUACAAAUCAACGACGAAAAUUAUUCUUAUAUAAAUUAUUCGUGCAGAUAUUUUGUGAUUUGACAACAAAUAGUUUGAUUGUUACUAUACCAGAGACAAUAUGAAGCAGUGCGUGAAAA
Molecule: messenger RNA, 3195 nt
Organism: Rhopilema esculentum
Lineage: Eukaryota; Metazoa; Cnidaria; Scyphozoa; Rhizostomeae; Rhizostomatidae
Product: crk-like protein
Biological process (GO): cell migration; enzyme-linked receptor protein signaling pathway
Cellular component (GO): cytoplasm
Molecular function (GO): receptor tyrosine kinase binding; signaling adaptor activity
Source: RefSeq, a predicted model, not a curated record